Chelmon rostratus (copperband butterflyfish) is the source of this 1398-nucleotide messenger RNA. It is a transcript of the gene trim55b, whose product is annotated as tripartite motif containing 55b. The transcript has 8 exons. Lineage: Eukaryota; Metazoa; Chordata; Actinopteri; Chaetodontiformes; Chaetodontidae. The record is from RefSeq and is a predicted model, not a curated record. Gene Ontology annotation, molecular function: zinc ion binding. The coding region runs from base 108 to 1226 and encodes 372 amino acids.
AUCGCUUACAUAAACUUAACCAACUUCACCAGCUUCAGCGAUCUAAUCUAAUUUAGUUUCGUUAGUGCUUUACGUCUCGCUAAACGCGUUUGUCAAAUAUUAACAAAAUGGACAAUUUGGAGAAACAGCUGAUUUGUCCCAUAUGCCUGGAGAUGUUUACAAAGCCUGUGGUCAUCCUACCCUGCCAGCACAACCUCUGCAGGAAAUGUGCUAACGAUAUUUUCCAGGCCUCAAAUCCAUACCUGCCAACACGAGGUGGCUCACUGACGUCCGGUGGCCGCUUCCGAUGCCCGUCCUGCAGACACGAGGUGGUUCUGGACAGGCACGGCGUUUACGGUCUGCAGAGGAACCUGCUGGUGGAGAAUAUCAUUGACAUGUUCAAACAGGAGUCCAGCAGCAGCAAGCCGGCGCCAGAGAGGAAGGAAGAGAUUCCCAUGUGCGACGUCCACGAGGAGGAGAAGAUCAACAUUUACUGCGUGACCCACGGCGUGCCCACGUGCUCCAUGUGUAAGGUGUUUGGAGUUCACAAAGACUGCGAGGUGGCACCCAUUAGCACCAUAUACCAGACAAAGAAGACGGAGCUGAGUGACGGGAUUGCCAUGAUGGUUGGUAACAACGACAGGAUGCAAGGCAUCAUAAGUCAGCUAGAGGAAGCGUGUCGUGCCAUAGAGGAGAAUGGUCGGAGGCAGAAGACUCUGGUGUGCGAGAAGUUCGACCAGCUCUACUCCAUCCUGGAGGGGAGGAAGAGGGAGAUGAGUCAGAAGGUGACGGCCGAGCAGGAAGAGAAGGUGAACUAUAUCCGGGGCCUGACCAGGAAGUACGGAGACCAUCUGGAGGAGAGCUGUAAGAUCGUGGAGAAGGGGAUCCAGACUAUGGAGGAGCCAGAGAUGGCUUUAUUUCUACAGAACACAAAGCCUCUCCUCAAAAUGAUUGCAGACGCAUCCAGCACAGCACACUUGGACAAAGUUGAGCGCGGCUAUGAGAACAUGGAUCACUACAGCGUGGAGUUCAAGAAAGAGGGCAGGGCCCUGCGCAGCAUUGACUUCAUCCAAGACGAGGAGGACGAGGACGAGGAGGACGACGACGGCGAAGCGGGAGCCGAGGAAGGAGAGGGGGCCCAGACUGUUUCGGGAGGCAGCGCUGUUACAGCCGCCUCCGUCCAACCCUCCGCCCCCCAGCAGAUGAGCUCCUCCCCGGGCGCAGCCAAGAGCGCCGCCUCGACCUAGCUGUCAGCCGCCGGCCCAAACAACACCUAAACCAGGAGCAAGAUAAGUUUUGCUCCUAGAUGUUGAUUUCAGGUCAGUUGUGAUACUUUUUCUCCCGGAUCGGGGAACAGCGAGACGGAUUUAGAUCUGUGCCGAAGGGAAAGACUGAGUUGCUGAGGUAGAUCUAAAGGAA